AUGUUGAGCUCAAAGAAUAAUCUGUGUUUGUCUUUUCAGCAGGGCAGGGGGAAGCGGCGGAUCAAGCUGGUGUUGGAUCGGGAAUACGAGACUAGCUCGACCGGAGAGGACACAUUGCCAGGGACGCAACCAACUCGAGCCGCGCCAACGGCGAACAGCCACGCCAACGUCAACGGCGGCGUCUACGUGGCCCAGAACGGAUCUAUAAUCCGGACCAGGCGCUCUGUGAAUGCCACAAACACACAAUCAACCAACAAUAACCUUAAACUCCCGGUCUCCCCCGUCUUCAGCUCGCGGCUCGCCAAGCACUUUAAAAAAUUAGACAAAAUGGCCGCCACGCUGGAGGAGAGGAUCCCGCUGGGCGCCCCAAGGACAGCGGUGGACGGCGGUUGCACCAUCCUGCGCACCUUCCAGAGCUCGGGAAAGGCUUCUACUCUGGCCACGCCCUCCUUCUCCAACACGGACCAGACUCUGAAUGUUCUCAACACCAGAAACUCCAGCGUGUCCUUAGUCUCCACCUGCACCAGCAACGCCGGCCACGACGCUGCCGCUAACAAGUCCAACCUGCUGAAAGCGGUGCAGGGGCCUCAGCCACAGACUCAGCAGGAGGGGGAGGGGGAGAGGGAGUCGCAGGUGGAUGGGCGUAACACCAGCGACGAGGGCGGGCUGCUGAUGAGGGAGCCGCUGGACUGUCCCUCGGACCGAACGCAGACGGACGAGGAGGAGCUGUGGAUGGGCCCCUGGAACAACCUGCACAUCCCCAUGACCAAACUCUGA
This is a messenger RNA of Knipowitschia caucasica, 777 nucleotides long. The record is from the annotation of a GenBank genome assembly. Lineage: Eukaryota; Metazoa; Chordata; Actinopteri; Gobiiformes; Gobiidae.